Messenger RNA from Grosmannia clavigera kw1407, 906 nucleotides. RefSeq lists its product as uncharacterized. The transcript is spliced from 4 exons. The coding region runs from base 1 to 906 and encodes 301 amino acids. Lineage: Eukaryota; Fungi; Ascomycota; Sordariomycetes; Ophiostomatales; Ophiostomataceae. The record is from RefSeq and is a predicted model, not a curated record.
AUGCAGUCUUUUUUUCGGGUAGAUUUGACACUGGCCGUAUUUGUCUCUGUGGCCUAUGGCCAGGGCGUCAUAGCAAGUGCAAAGGGUGACGUGGGCAUAAGCUAUGGAAUGCAGGUUGAGAUCAACAACUAUGCGGAUGCAAAUUACAUCAACCAGGCCGAGAUCGUAGCCAAUGCGGUAAAUGCCUGCGGAAGAACGUUACUCGCCGGCGACAUCAGCGAGGCCGGUGUCACCGAGGAGCUCCUUGAAACCGGCAACUACACCACUACCACGCAAGGCGGCACUAUCACAAUGGUCAUCAGCCAGCGCUACGCUAACGGCAGCGGUCCAUUUGCAUGCGAUUUAGAUGAGGCCAGCAAUGCUUUGGGGGCUUAUGGGCAAACAAACCUCACGGUUACUCAAAAUAACGCUGAUUUCGGUGGCUGCAUCACAGUGCAGCAGACCGAUGUUACAGCCAACGUCAACACGGUGGACAACAUUGUCACUGAAGAGAAGAAAAGCGCAAUUUCCGCCCAGGUGGUUCAGAACCAAAAAGACCUUCCAGCCGCCAAAAAGGGUCUCGCCGCCGCCGGCACCACUGAGAAAGAAGGACUAUAUAUUGUAAAGGCUAUUUUGGCUGGGGAUGCGAAUAUUGACAAGGAUGCCGCGGCCGACAUUGUGUCUUCGGCAGCUUCUGCAAAUGGAACUACCACUACAGGCACCAGGAAGACCAGGGCCACCAGAAACGAAGACCAGGACCGGAACGGGGCCUGCAGCUGCUGCUACCGCGAGCAGGAGGACCAGGACCAGGACCAGAACAGCGACCGCGUCUACCAAUACUGGAACGGUAGCUGCAGCCGCCGCGGCCGCAAACAAGAAGACCAGAACCAAGGCAGCUACAGCUACAGGCCCAUCAACAACAGGUAG